Mercenaria mercenaria is the source of this 2274-nucleotide messenger RNA. Its product is annotated as E3 ubiquitin-protein ligase DZIP3-like. The record is from RefSeq and is a predicted model, not a curated record. The transcript has 5 exons. Bases 342 to 1385 code for a protein of 347 amino acids. Lineage: Eukaryota; Metazoa; Mollusca; Bivalvia; Venerida; Veneridae.
CGCACGGCAACAACCUAAUAACAUUUUAUUUAUAAUUCAAACAUGGAAGUGCUUAUGAAGUUGAAAAAUGUUUUAACACUGCUGUAAUAAUUUUACUGAAACGAGCAACAGAUUCAUAUAUAUUUGCAUAGUUUUGUAAAAGCAUUUGAAAUUCGUACUCAUAAACUUCUAUGGUUUAAACACAUGUGUUCAAACUAAGAAGUAUCAUAAUACAAAGUGCAACAAUUCGACAAUAGAUUGGAAUGUUUUAAAUCUCAAUCAACGGGGAAUAGACUAACAUAGCUAAGGUUUGGUGCAACAUACCCUCGUUCGAUGAGAUGUCAGUUUAAAGGCUUUUGAAUAUGGCAACAGCACAAGUAUCACAAAACCGAGUUUACCUUUUCCGACUCCAAACAUUGAUUAUAGAUGGAGGGACUACAGUCGUUAGGAAUAUAUUUGAUGAGAAGAGCGCAAAUGUUCCACUUAAUAUUCUUCUACAUAACGAAAAGGCCACAAUAAAUCGUCUUAGGGCGGGUAAAACAAUAACCCGGACACAAUUUUAUUUGCUGUAUCCACAGAGCGGUCAGUUCCCAACUACAGCUGACUUUGAUAUCACUCUGUCUAUAUGUUUGCUACGGAACCUGAAAUGCUGCGGUUUAAAUAAACAUUUUGCUUGGAAUGCGAUACCACAGGCAGGAGAUACUUCACUAGAAGCAGAUAUAUGUCGAUUGAGAAUGUUCAGAAAUGAUAUAGCUCACAUUUCCUCUACGACUAGUAUCACGCAGAACACCUUUACGCACAAAUGGUUGGAAAUUGAGCAGGUACUCAAUCGACUGAAUACAUGCGUUCAAAAUCCUGUUCAAAAUCUACAACAACAAUUUAAUGCAUACAAAAAUAGUCCCCUGGAUGAAGAGGCUGAAAAAAGAAUUGAUGGGGAAAUUAAGAAGUGGCGAAAAUUUGAGAAAGGAUUAGAAAGUGAAAUGCAACUUGUAAAGAAAGACGUACAAGAAGUAAAACACGAGGUUGGCAACGUAAAAGAAGACGUUCAUGCAGUCAAAGAGAAGGUGGACAACGUAAAAGAAGACGUUCAUGCAGUCAAAGAGAAGGUGGACAACGUAAAAGAAGACGUUCAUGCAGUCAAAGAGAAGGUGGACAUCGUAAAAGAAGAGGUACAUGAUGUUGCAGAAAAAGUUGAUGCUGUUCAAGAAAAAAUUGAUGAACUGGAAAAUGAAAAGAGAGCUCAAGGAGGAUCAAAGAAAGCAGUAGGAAAGGCGCCGAACAUCAUACAAAGAGUUUUCGAGAGAAUAUAUAUGCCCUGGAAAAUAAAAAGUAAUUUAGCUUUAGAUCAUUCUAUAAAAUAUAACUGUAUCACUGUAUGUAGAGAGUCCCUCUGGGUUAGCUUCUGACUGCAAAUAAAAAAGGCCAGAUUAUAGAAAAAGCUCAAAAACAAUGAGUUGUAAAAUGCACAUAUUUUAGUGCAAAAUUAUUUACCAAUUAAAAAAAUUAAGACGUUGCAAAUUGAUGAUUGCUCUCUCUAUAUGUGUAUGUAUACAUGAUCUAAUACUGUAAAGAAAGUAUAAUUAUGUCUCCCCCCACCUCUAGGGGAGACAUAUUGUUAUUGCCCUGACCGUCCGUCCGGUCCUUCCGUCCGUCCGUCCGUACGUCACACUUCAUUUCCGAGCAAUAACUGGAGAACCAUUUGACCUAGAACCUUCAAACUUCAUAGGGUUGUAGGGCUGCUAGUAUUGUUUUUGUGGUCACUCUGUCAAAGGUUAAGGUCCUCGGGGCCUGAACAUUGAAAACAAUUUCCGAUCAAUAACUAGAGAACCACUUGACCCAGAAUGUUGAAACUUAAUAGGAUGAUUGGCCAUGAAGAGUAGAUGACCCCUAUUAAUUUUGGGAUUACUCCGUCAAAGGUCAAGGUCACAGGGGCCUGAACAUUGAAAACAAUGUCCGAUCAAUAACUAGAGAACCACUUGACCCAGAAUGUUGAAACUUAAUAGGAUGAUUGGCCAUGAAGAGUAGAUGACCCCUAUUAAUUUUGGGAUUACUCCGUCAAAGGUCAAGGUCACAGGGGCCUGAACAUUGAAAACCAUUUCCGAUCAAUAACUAGAGAACCACUUGACCCAGAAUGUUGAAACUUAAUAGGAUGAUUGGCCAUGAAGAGUAGAUGACCCCUAUUAAUUUUGGGAUUACUCCGUCAAAGGUCAAGGUCACAGGGGCCUGAACAUUGAAAACCAUUUCCGAUCAAUAACUAGAGAACCACUUGACCCAGAAUGUUGAAACUUAAUAGGA